Messenger RNA from Carassius auratus (goldfish), 1661 nucleotides. RefSeq names its product oxidative stress-responsive serine-rich protein 1. NCBI's taxonomy places the organism in Eukaryota, Metazoa, Chordata, Actinopteri, Cypriniformes, Cyprinidae. The transcript has 4 exons. Bases 344 to 1243 code for a protein of 299 amino acids. Gene Ontology annotation, biological process: cellular response to hydrogen peroxide. The record is from RefSeq and is a predicted model, not a curated record.
CUACGUCAUCGAGAUCUGCGUUGUUGCAGAGUCACUCUGAGUGGUUGAGUGUCAACAAGAGACUAGCAAGGGAAAAAUCUAGAAUAUUGUGUAUGAUUGGUUAAUUUCUUCUAUUAUUUGUGGGUAUUGACUUUACAUACGUAAUAUCUAGAUCGCGUUAUGCUCGUCGACGGCCUGUCAGCGGGCGGUUUAAAGCGAGUUUUCUCACAGAUAUCGUCUCUACACACUGGCUGGCUAACGUUAGCCUGCUAGCUUUGUGAACACAGACCCUCAUAACAGGAGAAACAAAAUCCUGUAUGUCCGGGGUAUACACGGAUUUGGGUCCUUUCGCCAGUCUAAUAUAAUGGCUGCUGUGGAGAAAGUAGGAAAGGAGUGUGAGGAGGAGACACUACAGACUGCUUUUAAGAAACUGCGUGUGGAUGCUGAAAGUUCCACAGCCGCAGUCCGCGUCUCUGAGACUUUGGCUUCCAGAUUGGUUGCUCGAAGCAGCCCAGAAGGAGCCAAAUCCAAGAUGAGCUCCUCGAAAGAUAACUGGCUUGGAUGCACUAGAAAGUCAUCAAGAGGAGUUGUGAGAAGCCAGCGACGUCGACGAUCAAAAUCGCCAAUCCUUCAUCCUCCGAAGUUUACCUACUGCAGCAAAAUGUCUCCCCCUCCUGGACACCUCAAACACAAGACCCCGCCAGAGCCCGACGACACCUGUGCUGUCAAGAAUGAAGUAGCAUUCUCAACUCCGUGCUCCACUCUAUGUGGUGUCGUCGGCUAUAAAACCCACCUCCCUUCUCCAAAGGGUCAGGAAUCACCCCUCAAUCCCAGAAUGCCCCCGGAUGACAAGAGCGCUCCUGAAAACAGACCUGCUUUAGGAUGUGGGCCGGGAUCUCAGGAGGCGUGCGCAGGUAAUGCUGCUCCAUCUGACUUUCAAACUCUGUCCAAGUUGCAGGAGGCCGAUCAGUGCCCAUGUGGGCAGCGGGAAUGCCAGUGUCCCGGUUGGCAGGGGGUUGAGGUUUACUCAUUCACCGGCCUUCGAGAUGUGAUCUCUGAAUGCGAGCGGAAGCUUCCCAGCCCACAGGACAGUUCAUCCAACAGCAGAACUUCCGCUGGGACGUCCAGCUCCCCUCGCUCUUGCUCCGAACAGGCCCGCGCCUACGUCGAUGACAUCACGAUAGAAGACCUUUCCGGAUACAUGGAAUAUUACCUUUACAUCCCCAAGAAGAUGUCGCACAUGGCUGAGAUGAUGUACACCUGAAAAUUACCUUUAAUGAAGCAAAUUGAAGCAUUGCGGAAAAAAGUGAUUUAUUUAACAAAUAAAAAGCAGUAAUAAAGAUGCUAUCUAAAAGCAAUUCUACUUUAUUGUGGUAUUGAGGAUUUAUGUUUGUUCUUUCUCCAAGACAAACAGACAACGUGCGCUGACUAAAAAUCAUGGGAGCAUGACUCGUUCUGUGAUUCACUACUCUGUUUCCUUUUGUUUUUGUUUGAUUUCGUGAUAACUGUCUUGUUUGGUUUACAUUUUAAAGUUGCCAAAGGUCAAUCCCAGAGACUGCAGGUUUGAUUUCACUGAUAUAUGCAAACUUACACAAUGUCAAGUAAUAAUUCUGUUCACCAUGACAAGGAUGUGAUGUCAUCUGAUUUGUCAAUAAAAUGGCUUUUUGGGGAUUGUUCAUGAA